AUGAGCUCUAACUCUGCAUUUUCAUACGCGCAAGCCGCAAAGGGUUUGCAAGGAUCCUCUGUUCCCAGCAAGACGGCGUCGGAGCCUGAGAAGGCUGAGCCUAAGAUGGAGGAGCAAAGCAAUGGUGCUAUUGCGGAACCUGCGCCCGUUGCCCCCAAAUCCGAGACACCGCAAGAUGUCGAGAAGUCUGCAGUUGAGCCAAAGGAGGCUGAAUUUACGACCGACCGCUUCACCAACCGUGAACAACCGGUCGAAUGUUCAGUCGAGGAGGGUGAUUCUUCGAGUACACCCAACGGCAACUCAGAGGCCUCUUCAGAGAAGAAGGCUCAGGCUGAUGGAAAGACUGAUAAGUCUGAGGAUGGCGCUGAAGGUUCCAAGGACAAGUCGGAUAAAUCCGAGAAGUCUGAUAAAUCCGAAAAGGGCGAGAAAUCCGAGAAGAACACUCCUCCUAAGGAGCUGAAGGCCGCUCCUCUACCCUCCGUGAACAUCUGGCACCAGCGCAAAGAGGCACAGGAUGCCAGAUCCAAGACCGCUCCCGCUACACCAGCCUCCACCGGCAAGACCACCGAGACCCAGCAGGAUUCGUCCAAGGCCAACCCCAAGAAGAAGGGUGCCGAUGGUGUGACCGAAGGUGCUAAGGGUGGCAAGAAGACCGAGGGUGGAAAGGCUCUUCCCGCUGUUGGAGAUGCUACCGCAUGGCCUACUCCUGAAGUUGCCCUGGGUGAGGAGAAGAAGAAGGCUCAGGAGAAGACAGACAAGAGCCCCGUCAUUCGCCCCCACGGCAAGGAGAAGUGGAUGCCCGUCAACUACGUUCCCACUGCUGUUUUCAACACUCCCCUUCCUACGCCUGGCAGCGGUAGCCGUGGUGGCCGCAGAGCCACUCGCGGUGGACGCGAUGGCGGCCGUGGAGCUGCUCACGGUGCCGGUGCUGCUGGCGAGAAGGCUGCUUCCGGGCAGGCCACUCAAGGAACAGCCAAGCAGGCCGCUGGUGAGCGAGGACGUACUGAGGCUGACACUGGACGUGCCGCCUCGUUGCCCGCUCAGGCCAGACGCUCCGAUAGCGCCGAGGCUCCCGCUGAGGGUCGCAAGGCCCAAGCUGCCGAGCGCGGCCGAGCUACCCGCGGUGCUGAGGACGCCGCUGUCUCCAACGGAAAGCAGACAAAUGGCGAGAAUAGCCGUCCCCAACGUGAUGGCAAGCAGUUUGCAAAGAACCAGGAGGCUCGCAACUCUCGCGCUGCGAAUCUGGCUGUCGACCCCCAUGCGGCCGCUCGUGUCAAUGAGCGUCGCACAGAGCCUGGCUCCAAGUCUGCUGACCCGGCUGGUUUCCACGAGUUCAACCGUGAGCGUGGAGGGCGCUCAAACCGCGGCCGUGGUCCCUAUGGCUCCUUUGGUGGACAGAAUGGCCAGUUCGGCAACAUGUCGAACAACUUCGGCAACCCCAAAUUCGGAGGCUUCAACGACCGCCAGCGCUCUCAGAACGGGGUGCCAAACGGCUCUCAGCAGGGCAACCGCAUGCCCUUGAGGUCACCUUCAUUGCCAGCUUCUGCUAGUCCCUAUGGUUAUUACCCCAAUGACAUGAAUGUCUACGGUUAUCAGGCUGUGGCUCCUGGCCCGAUGAGUGCAGUUCCUUACCAGCAGUACAUGGAGCCCUUCUCACUCAUGCCUAUGCUCACUAUGCAGCUGGAGUAUUAUUUCUCAGUUGAUAACCUGUGCAAGGACAUGUUCCUUCGCCGUCACAUGGACGGCCAGGGUUUCGUUCCUUGGGAGUUAUCGCUAAUUUCAAGCGUGUCAAGUCAUUGA
This is a messenger RNA of Penicillium maclennaniae, 1800 nucleotides long. RefSeq names its product La domain family. The transcript has 2 exons. Gene Ontology annotation, molecular function: RNA binding. The record is from RefSeq and is a predicted model, not a curated record. Bases 1 to 1800 code for a protein of 599 amino acids. NCBI's taxonomy places the organism in Eukaryota, Fungi, Ascomycota, Eurotiomycetes, Eurotiales, Aspergillaceae. Gene Ontology annotation, biological process: positive regulation of translation. Gene Ontology annotation, cellular component: cytosol; cytoplasmic stress granule.